ACUAUGUUCUUGAUGCAACCACCAACCAGCGACGAACCCUGGGGUCCUCAUGGAUCUGCUCUGGCAGAGCUUGCUCAGGCCACAAAAAAAUUCUCUGAGUGCCAGAUGAUUAUGAAUGUUCUUUGGACCAGAUUGACCGAUACAGCAAAUACAACCUCCAACCAAGUGGAUCUAUUUGGUGAAAGCUUAGUUGAUCUCAUGGAUGCACCAACAUCUACACCAUCAGAGCCUGCAUUCUUCAGCAACACCAACACUCCUGAAGUUGACCUAUUUGCUGAUGCGACUUUUGUAUCAGCCUCACCUCACUCUGAAGCAACACCAGGUUCUCAUGAUCAGGACAAUGUUGAUCUCUUUGCUAGUCAACCUGCCUUUCCUCCCCCUCCUGCUGCAAAUGUUGCAAAUGUUGAUUUAUUUGGAGCAUCUGAAGUGAAGUACUCUACCUCAGAGCCGGAACACUCGACAACAUUUGAUCCUUUUGCAGUUCCUGAUUCAAGCAAGCAUGCUGACACAAAGUCCUCUGCUUCAGAAGCUACAAACACAAAAGCCUUUGAUCCUUUUGCCGCGAUUCCACUGAACAAUUUCGAAGAAUCCGACUCCUUUGGCCUUCACAUCUCAUACUCAGUGUGUGACAACAGAGCCUCAACAAAAUGCGACAAAGAACAGCCUCCGGCGCUCCGCAGCUUGGAACAGACAUCUUCAAUGGCAUCCAAGCCUGCACCCAUGAAGAAUGCUUUCCAAGUCAAGUCAGGGGUAUGGGCUGAUUCUUUAAGCCGUGGAUUGAUUGAUCUAAACAUCACAGCCCCCAAGAAGGCAAAUCUAGCAGAUAUUGGAAUAGUCGGUGGACUUGGCGAUACUUCAAACAAUGGAAAAGGAACGGGGACACCGUGGUAUGUGGCUGAUACUAUUGUGGGCAAGGUUUUAAAUAUCGAUUAUUGGGGAUUUAUUGGACGGCCAAAAUUCUUAUCGGAUAGCAGAAAUUAGGAAUAUGUCAGGGAUAAGUAGUACUUAUCAGAGUGAUAUACCGUAUGAUAUGUAUAUAUAAUAUAAUACCCCAAAUUGUAAUCUAACCAUACUCCCCUCUUUCAUUA
Messenger RNA from Asparagus officinalis (garden asparagus), 1088 nucleotides. Its product is annotated as clathrin interactor EPSIN 1-like. The transcript has 6 exons. NCBI's taxonomy places the organism in Eukaryota, Viridiplantae, Streptophyta, Magnoliopsida, Asparagales, Asparagaceae. Gene Ontology annotation, cellular component: clathrin vesicle coat; endosome; plasma membrane. The record is from RefSeq and is a predicted model, not a curated record. Gene Ontology annotation, molecular function: phospholipid binding; clathrin binding. Gene Ontology annotation, biological process: endocytosis. The coding region runs from base 4 to 981 and encodes 325 amino acids.